Messenger RNA from Protopolystoma xenopodis, 555 nucleotides. NCBI's taxonomy places the organism in Eukaryota, Metazoa, Platyhelminthes, Monogenea, Polystomatidea, Polystomatidae. The record is from the annotation of a GenBank genome assembly.
AUGGAAAAUAGAUCACUUCGGUAUAUGCAAAGUAGAGGUAUUUGUAAACUUGACCAAACUCAGCGGAAUGUACCAGUAAAUGGUUUGGGGCCGGCCUCUAAAUUGGUGUUAGAACGUCGACCCUGUGCAUCAGCGCCAGAGUUAUCACACGUCUGGGCAUUGUGUGUUCGCCAACAGUCACAUUAUCCUCCCACCCACACAUACAAAUGCACUGGCAGCGACAAGUACACGACGAGGCUUGAGCAAGCCAAUGAACAGCUGCUCGUCCUCGUAAUCCGUUUUCGCCAUCUCAACACACCCUGGGCCCGGAUGUGUAGGCCCUUUUCAUUUUAUCGUCUCGGCUUCUGUUGUGCCUUUUUGUGUGACAGUUUGGUUUGCGUGCAUUUAUGCGGUGGUGACACAUUUGACUUGUACCGUCACGCCCACCCGCCUUACCUCCGUAUCCUCCGGCCGCUCUGUUCCCGACCCAACCUGUCCCAGGGCAUAUCGAGACCCCAAGCUGGGGGCAGGGGGAUCAUGACGGUGCGGCUAAUGGCUCAGAUUGCGGCUGUCUGA